Molecule: messenger RNA, 5004 nt
Organism: Pomacea canaliculata
Lineage: Eukaryota; Metazoa; Mollusca; Gastropoda; Architaenioglossa; Ampullariidae
Product: tetratricopeptide repeat protein 21B-like
Exons: 36
Coding region: 121-4080 (1319 amino acids)
Biological process (GO): intraciliary retrograde transport; protein localization to cilium
Cellular component (GO): intraciliary transport particle A
Molecular function (GO): protein binding
Source: RefSeq, a predicted model, not a curated record
CCUGACAUGCGCAGUAAUGAAAUAGCUUUGACAUGGCCGCCGCGACAAAGCGUUAGUUGGCAACGGCUUAUGCAGAACAUUUCUUAAGAGACAUAAAUGUAAAUCGAGUCUUUAAACACAAUGGCUGAAGCAGAUCAACUAACCUUGGCAAAGAUCAAUUACUAUUGCCGGGAAGGAUACUAUGGACAUAUGGAAACUGCUGCAACAGAUGGGCUUCAUCGUUAUGGCAAUGACCCAGUUCUCAAAUUCUUUGCAGCUUUUGCAAAAAUCAUGCAGGAUCGAGUCCAAGAGGGAAUCAGAGAGCUGGACAUCUUGAAGGACAAACGUGAUGUUAACCUUUGCUCCAUUAUGGCACUUAUGUUUGCUCACAAGAAAAGCCCAAAUGUUGAUCGAGAAGCAAUUCAAGUUUUGGAUGCAAAACUAAAAGAAGAAAGGAAACAGGCUGGAGAAUUGGGCUUGUAUUUUGCGGGACUGUUUCUUUUCCUUAAUGGCAAACAUGACAAGGCACGAGAGUACAUAGAUCGCAUGUUGAAGAUUGCACCUUCAUCUGUAGAGGGUCUGACAGUAAAGGGCUGGGUGGAGUUGAUGAGUGGACGAGAGGCCAAGAAGGCUAUUCGCUUUUUUGAAGAUGCACUGAAGGAUGGAUCACGUAACAUUGAUGCACUGUUUGGCAAGGCCAAAUUUUUUGAGCUGAAACACAACUACAGUGGAGCUCUGGAGCUGGUGAACCAGGUGGUGGUGAACUACCAGAACUUCUUGCCUGCAUUUGUGGAAAAGAUGAAGCUACAGUUGGCACUUCAGGACUGGGACAACACUCUUGAGGCAGCUCAGAGAGCUCUGGAUAUCAACAUGCACUGCGUAGAGGCAAUGGUUUAUCAGAUAUUGCAGAUGCUUUGCAGAGAGGGAAAUUUUGCUGAGAUUUCAAGCAGGAUUGGAGACCUGUUGACAGCACUUGAUCGCUAUGAACCAAAGAGUGGUUCUCUCUACUGCCACAUGGGUCAGGUAUUCUCUAGACUGUCAGGAAGAAAUUCUUUGGUUCUUCAGUUAACUCGAACACUAGUUGAACGUGCAGUCAGCAUAGACAGCAACAAUGCUGAUUUUGUCAAUGAGCUUGGUGUGCAGCUGGUGAUGGCUGGAAAGACAAAGGAUGCAAUGAAAUGCUUUCGCAGUGCCAUGAAGUUGGAUGAGACAAGUGUGCUUGCACUGACAGGGAUCAUCAGAUGUCAACUCCUGGAUGAUCAGCUGGAUGAGGCGGCUCAGCAACUAGAAUUUCUAAAUGAAAUCCAGCAAAGUCUGGGACGUCCAGCUGAACUUGCAUACUUGACUGCAGUACUGGCAUCAAAGAAAGGCAAGGGACCUGAAAAGGUUAUGGAGUUUCUGGAUGAAGCAAUAGAACACCAUUUUAUGGGAUUAAAGGGUCUGCCACUUGGAAUUCAGUACCUUGUAUUGCUGAAUCCAGACUUUUUAUUGCAAAUUGUCAAAACCUUACUGCAAUUUGCUCCUCAAGUGCCAAUACAGAAAGGGCAGCCUGUAAAUCCUGUACUGAAGAAGUGUUACAUGGUACUGGAUCCCCUCACUCGGAGUGUACCAGGACUAAUGGAAGGCCUAUUUCUCAUCACAAAGGUGAAAUAUCUUUCAGGUGACAUUGAAUCAGCUCAAAGCACCUUGCAGCACUGUCUUGACCAAGAUGCAACUUUCUCAGAUGCCCAUAUUUUGAUGGCACAGAUUCAUUUGCAUCAGAAUAACUUCAAACAGGCUAACCAGUCUCUGGAGGUUGGGCUUAGCUACAAUUUUGAGGUUCGUGAUCACCCCCUGUAUUAUUUGAUCAGUGCUCGCAUCCUCAAGAAACAAGGUGACAUCAAGGAGGCUGCUCAGAUGUUGAAGCAGGCAAUGGCAUUGCCAGGCAUUAAGUCCUCAGUGAAAUCAGCUGGCAAGAAAGGAGGCAAGGUGUCAGAUAUUUCUGUCAACGACCGAGUGUCUGUGUUCUUGGAGUUGGCUGAGGCGCAUCGUAUGCUGGAUGAACAGCAUGAAGCAGCCAAAGUAAUGCAGGAUGCUAUCAACGAGUUUCAAGGCACUCCAGAGGAAGUGCGCAUCCUGAUUGCCAAUGCUGACCUUUCCCUGGCUCGUGGCGAUGUGGAGAUGGCUCUAGGCAUGCUCAGAAACAUCCAGCCAGAUCAGCCCUACUUUGUAGAAGCACGUGAAAAGAUGGCAGAAAUCUACCUUCAUCAUCGAAAGGACAAAAAGCUGUAUGCAAGCUGCUACAGAGAGCUUGUGGAUAAGUAUCCCAGUCCUCAUACUUGCCUGUUGUUGGGUGAUGCCUACAUGAGCAUACAAGAGCCAGAGAAAGCCAUAGAGGUGUAUGAGACUGCACUGAAGCGGAAUCCAAAAGAUGCAGCAUUGGCAACCAAGAUCGGGCAGGCACUUGUCAAAACACACAACUAUGGCAAGGCCAUAAACUACUAUGAAGCAUCUCUCAAGUCAGGGGGACAAGUUUCCCUGAGACAUGACCUUGCUGAGCUGUUGCUACGACUUCGGCAGUAUGACAAAGCAGAGAAGGUUUUGAAGCAAGCUCUGGAGGCAGAAGGGCAAGAUUUAGAGACAUUGAUGGAACACACAAAGUACCUGCUUCUUCUGGCCCGAGUAUACCAGCGUGUUGAUCGUAUGGAUGAAGCCCAUGAAAUGUUGACAAAAGCCAGAGACAUGCAAGCAAGGGUGCUCAAGAGAGUUCAAGUUGAUCAGCCUGAUGUGUUGCCUGCUCAGAAGCAACUUGCAGCAGACAUUUGCAGCCAGCUUGCCGAACAUUCCAUCAACAAACGCAAUUUUGAGCAAGCCAUUCGCUUCUACAAGGAUGCUUUGGUCUACAAUGAAAAUGACAGCAAGGUGAUGCUGUCACUGGCAGGUCUGUACCUGUCAACAGAGGACCUGGAUGCAUGUCAGCACCAGCUUAUGACUUUGCUGAAGGGAGAUAAGGAGAAUGACUCAGCUACUAUUAUGCUUGCAGACCUUCUUUUCCGCAGGAAUGAGUAUGACACAGCUAUGUAUCACUUUCAACAACUUCUGCAAAAGAAGUCUGACAACUAUGAAGCUUUAGCAAGGCUGGUGGAUCUGAUGCGGCGUGCUGGCAAACUAGAGGAGGUUCCUCGAUUUCUUGAGAUGGCUCAGGCUGCAUCCCCUAGGGCACAGAUGGAAGCAGGCUUCAGCUACUGCAAGGGCUUGUAUGAGUGGUACACAGGCAAUCCUACUGCAGCUCUUAAACUGUUUAACAAAGCACGGAAAGAUUCCGAUUGGGGUCACUUGUCCAUUUACAACAUGAUAGAGAUCUGCCUUAACCCUGACAAUGAGACAAUAGGUGGAGAAGUCUUUGAGUCUGUAGAAGGGAGUGGAAGUCAGCCUGUGGACAAGGACAAGACAGAUAGUGACAUGAUGGCUGUACGCACAGCAGAAAAGCUUCUGAAAGAAGUGAAACCCAAGCCAGGAGACAUUCGACCACGACUUUUAGAAAACAUGGCGCUCAUUGCUACCAAACAGAAGCAGAAUGUAGAGCGCGCAUUGUCAGCCUUUAUGGAGAUCUGUUCCAGUGAGGGUCAACGUGAACAUAUUGGUGCUUUGUAUGGGAUGGCAGCUGCCUACAUGGUGCUGAAACAGACACCACGUGCCAGAAACCAGCUGAAACGUGUUGCAAAAAGCAGCUGGACAAUUCAGGAUGCUGAAGAUCUAGAAAAGAGCUGGUUGUUAUUAGCAGACAUUUAUAUUCAGUCUGGAAAAUAUGAUAUGGCCACUGAACUGCUAAAACGUUGUCUGCAGUAUAACAAGUCAAGCUGUAAGGCCUAUGAGUAUCUGGGAUUCAUCAUGGAGAAAGAACAGUCUUACAAAGAUGCAGCUAGUAACUAUGAAAAUGCCUGGAAAUAUGGCAACAAAAACAAUCCUGUGAUUGGCUACAAGCUGGCUUUCAACUACAUGAAGGCCAAGAGAUAUGUUGAUGCUAUUGAUAUAUGUCAUCAUGUUUUGACAGCACACCCUAACUACCCUAAGAUCAAGAAGGACAUUUUGGAAAAAGCACGAAGCAGCCUGCGAAUGUGAACUCAAGAACAUGUAGAUAUGUUAGGCACUUGAGCUUAUAAUUUAUAAGGACAUUUUCACCACUGCAGGCUUGUGAAAUACUGUGUGAAUUUUUUUUUUUGGUAAGCAGAUUGAGAUGCAAGCAGCAAGCUUUGAGUACCUUACAGAACUUUAUCAAGGUUUAUGAAAGUAUAUUUUGUGCUAUUACAACAUAUGAAGAGCAUCCUUCCUAAAUAAUUCUUUCUGGACCUUAUCUCAGUUUCUUGUUGGAAUAUCUUGUGAUAUUUUUCCUCUUGGCAAUUCUUCUGAUUGUUAGUUUGGUCAAAAGCAAAAGAAUGAAGAGAUGUAACUAUUAUAUAUACCUAUACAACAUAUCAAGAAAGGGACUGCACAGGGUUUAAGAUGAUUAGGUAUCUGACAGUGACAUAGGAAUCAGAGAAGCAAGGGAGGCCCUAAAAAAAAAAAUACUGAGGAGGCAAGAAUGUGAGUAUGGAGUUUGCUCACCCUCCUCCCCCUUCAAAGCUGAGCAUUGUCCUAUGCCACUGCUUUAGUGGAAAUCCUGUUAUCCUCAUGUGGCAUUCACGUGUCUGGGUGUUAAAAUAUUUUGUCACACAUUGAUCAAUCCAUAUUUUAAUCAUCAGCCAGAAGCUGCAUAUGCACUGUGUGAUUUGUAAGUGGAGGAUCAUUCCAGUUUAUUAUUAUAAGAAGUAACAUUUACCUGUUUCUUACAGUGUGCAUCCUCUAAGGAGAUGGAAAUUGUUAUUCUCAUUUUUGUUGCAUGUCUGUGUGUGUAUGCAUGCAUGUCUUUAUGUGUGUACACAUAAAUGUGUCAGGCACAUAGAAAUCUAUGGGCAUGUUGACACAAUGUGAGACACAUGAUCAUCACAAUUAAUGGAAAUUUGGGGAAAUAAUUUGUAGGCAUGAUAUAUAAAUACAUAAAGGACA